Molecule: messenger RNA, 1011 nt
Organism: Ixodes scapularis (black-legged tick)
Lineage: Eukaryota; Metazoa; Arthropoda; Arachnida; Ixodida; Ixodidae
Exons: 3
Coding region: 1-1011 (336 amino acids)
Biological process (GO): DNA integration
Molecular function (GO): nucleic acid binding
Source: RefSeq, a predicted model, not a curated record
AUGCUAUCACGUAGUCACGUGUGGCGGCCUUUGAUAACAUAUGAUGUCGAAAACACUGUCAAAAACUGUAGUACUUGUCAACUAACGCAGAACGCGCCACCACGUGUUCCAUUAUUAACGUGGGGUUGGCCAACGCGCAGAUGGCAAAGGGUGCAUCUUGAUUUUGCAUUCCGGGAUCAGAACUGGUUUUUGAUUGUCGUAGAUGCUCAUUCAAAGUGGGUAGAGGUGUUUCUAAUGAGUUCCACUACGACAAAAUGUACUAUCGAAAGAUUGCGAAGUGUUUUCGCCGCGUUUGGACUACCAGAAGAGGUAGUGACAGACAAUGGACCCCAGUUUGUGGCGACAGAGUUCGUAGAGUUUCUGUCGAUGAAUGGGGUACGCCACACGAAAAGUCCUCCGUACCAUCCCGCCUCAAACGGAAGCGCGGAACGGUGUGUGCAAACCAUCAAGCGGGACCUCCUGAGGCAGGUAAUCGACGAGCAACGGACGGGUGUACCGAAAUCGAUGCAACAUCGAGUCGACCAGUUCCUGUUUGCAUACAGAAACACCCCAACUGGUACGACCGACAGAACUCCAGCCGAGCUGUUUCUCUCUUGGAAGCCUAGGACCCGUCUGAGCUUCCUUCAUCCUGAAAUGGAGAGACGCAUGAGAGAUCGCCAGCAACAAAUCAAGACAGCCGCCGACAUGAGAAGAGGCUCUUGGCGAACUUUCGAAGAAGGCGACCAAGUCCUCGUCCGGGGAUCACGUCCGACAGAUCCUGCAUGGUUGGCGGGACGUGUUGAAGAAACGCUUUUUGCGUCGUGGUACGUGGACUCCGCCAUCGUCCGGCUGAACGACGCGGGACAGGAGAAUGCAGCCGUGGCUUUCGGCAGCGACGUCGCCUACCCCACGGACAUCCCAGAAACCGUCAAGGGGCUCCAGGACCAAAACAAUUACAGUACUGUAGACCCCGAUCUGGAAGACGGGCAUCAUGGAAGACUGUUGAAGAAAAACGAAGACUUUGCCCAGUGA